This is a messenger RNA of Rotaria sp. Silwood1, 234 nucleotides long. The record is from the annotation of a GenBank genome assembly. Lineage: Eukaryota; Metazoa; Rotifera; Eurotatoria; Philodinida; Philodinidae.
AUGAUCGUGCAAAAUUUAUUGGAUAAUUUAAAUCAGUCAAAUUUAUCUCUUGAUUUUAUUUAUGAACAUAAUGCUUUUCGUACAGAAGAAAGUCAAACUCGUCGAAAACAUUUACAUCCACUAGUUUCAUUACACUAUGAAACAGCUUUAAAAUUAUUUGCACCUAAUGAUAAUCCACUUGAAUCUUUAUGUCUUUUAAUUGCAGAGGUUGCUUUAGCUGAUGUUGGGACUUAA